AUGUUGUUUGAGAAACUCAAGAUCUACAACACUCCAGCCAAACUGUUGGAGAAGUUACGGGAAGUUCGCAGACAACAAGAACAGGAGGAACAAAUGGGAUCCCAAAAUAAGGAGCCAGAAAAAUAGAAGAUCGUGCGGCAAACGAGCUUACGGAGUACGUGGACUGGCCUUAAUCAAAAGUCUCCCAUUGUUAAAUCGCAACUUGACAUAGUGAAAAUGCGAAUGCCAUCUACCAAUAUGAAUUCAUGUACUCGGAUUACAGAGAUACCCAUUCGACAGAGGAUGCAGAUGCAUACUGCUCGCUACAAUGACAACGAGGAUCUGAAGGAAAUGCAAUAGAACCUUAGGAUGGAAACCAUGUAUGAUCUUUACCAAGGAGAUCAGAAACUUAUCGAUCAACUAAACGAAGAAGCCUAAGUCCUAUCACAAAGGCUUGCCACUAAAGAGGAAGCUAGUCCAGUUCGCCCCUUAAAUCGUAAACAUCAUUAACCAAACCAAAUCCAAAGGCCAUAAAGAAGAGGGGCUACGCUCAUCGCGCCUACAAAACUUGAAGAUCUCAAGAAACAAUAGCCUUACCUCUAUGAGGAUCGUCUGGAUCAGCCUUACGAUGAUUUAUCAGAUCGAGGGAAAUUACUUUUAUCCUACAUGAAUAGUAAAAACCUACAGAAGAUAAAUCAAAAGGAUUUUAGAAGCACUACCAAAAAUUUUAAGAAGCUCGAAGAAUAUGCUUAGUUCUAUAAACAACAACCCAACAUCUAUCUGCAAUUAAAUAAGAGCUCUCAAGUCUACAAUAUCUUUCAAUCUGGCCUUGGCUUGAUCAACUCCAAUUACACCAUCUAAACUGCUGAAUCCCAAGGAAUGCUGAGGAACGAGUCUAAAAUCAGGGUAUUCACAGAAGCUCUCUAAUCUCCUCAAUGUAAAUAGAUCACGCAAUUGAAACUCAGCCACAAUCAAUUAACCUCUCCUAAAAUCAAGAGUUUGGUUGAAAAUUUUCCAUAACAAAUUCAGGAUCUGGAUCUGAAUAACAAUGGAUUGGAUUCCAAAUCCUGCGAAACCUUGGCCAAGUACAUGCAGAAAUCAAGAGUGAAGAAGCUCUCCUUGGAAAACAAUAAAAUAGGAGACCUAGGUGCCAAUUAUCUCUUCGUGGCUUUGCAAGAUAAUGAUUACUUGACUUUGUUGAAUCUAAGUCGCAACAAUUUGACAGACAACUGUACUAAUGAUUUAGCAAAUUAUUUGAAAAAGUCAAAUGUAAUGUUUGAAUUGUAUCUGCACUUUAAUUCCAUCAACAGCAAGGGAGGUGUCAAUAUAUGGAAAGCUCUAUACAAGAAUUCAAGUGUGAAGGUCUUUGACAUCUCUUACAAUCGAACAGCCUCCUUUGAGUGUGCUCAAUAGAUGGCCAGAGUGAUUGCAAAACCAUAUCCUGAGUUGAUGCACAUAGAUGUAUCGCAUAACGGUUUUGAUGAGCCAUCUUCAAUCGAAAUCAUGAAGGCAUUAAAUGUAAAUCAAAAUAUUUAUGGAUUCCAUUAUGAAGGGAAUUGUCCCAAAUUUGCAGUUGAUGCUACUGGCCAUCUCAGAGACAGGGAUUCGGAAGAAUAAACAAGAUAGAAGAAAAUCGAGGAAUGCAGGAAAAACCCAUAAACUUCACUCAGAUUACUGGAUGAUGAUGUGGUUGUUUAGCCAAAGAAGACGAUUCACAAGAAGGAAGAGAUUCAGUAGGUUCAUCGAUUUAGAAGAAUUUGGGGAAUGAAACCAGUCAAAUAGAAUCAAUAGUUUGAUAAAUAACGGGAUUCUUGUUGGAUAUGUGAAGGAUGGGAGGAAGUAAAAUUCACUUGGAGUCCAGGCAAAUCAGGUGGUAUGAACAAUGAUCCUAUCUUCUUACAUGUCAAUUUCGAUGGAUAUCGUCCUGUUCUAAUGAAUCCUCAUCAAGGAGAAUAUCAUUUAUAUCGAAUGUGUCCACCCAAUCAAAGGAUUCUGUAUUUCUUCAGUAAUCCAAUACUGGGGAUCCAAACAACUGCAAAAAAUUAGAUGAUCAUGCAAACUCCAGCCAAUGAUCCGAUUGCCCAAGGGCUUGUAGGAAUUCCUUUACAAUGGAGACAUCUUGAUUGA
Paramecium tetraurelia is the source of this 2106-nucleotide messenger RNA. RefSeq lists its product as uncharacterized. The transcript has 5 exons. The record is from RefSeq and is a predicted model, not a curated record. Lineage: Eukaryota; Ciliophora; Oligohymenophorea; Peniculida; Parameciidae.